Aegilops tauschii subsp. strangulata is the source of this 2336-nucleotide messenger RNA. Its product is annotated as sucrose:sucrose 1-fructosyltransferase. The record is from RefSeq and is a predicted model, not a curated record. Gene Ontology annotation, molecular function: beta-fructofuranosidase activity. Gene Ontology annotation, biological process: carbohydrate metabolic process. Lineage: Eukaryota; Viridiplantae; Streptophyta; Magnoliopsida; Poales; Poaceae.
CACAUUCUCCUCGUUCUUGUUAAGUUUAGCAGAGGCGAUAAUUGAUCAGUCCCACCAAUUCCUCUCCCUCCUUUGGAUUCUGCGGAGAUCGAGGCAUCCUUUGUCUCCUCCGUCUCUUUUCCAUGUCAAUGGAGACCAGAGACCGCGGCUCGAUGCCGGCGCUGGUGCCAUGCUCCUACGCGCAGCUGCCGCUGGACGAUGACGAGGCCCAGGCCGGGCGCGCGCGCCCAGGCCGGACCGGGCCGGUGUGCGCCGCAGUGCUCCUGACUUUGGCCGCGGUGCUCCUUGCUGUCGCCGCGCUCGCCGGGGUCAGGCUCGCCAGCGAGCUGCCCGCCUCGGGCAUCGUCAUGUCCGGCCACCCGACCGAGGUCGACGCUGCGCCGAUGAGCACCAGCAGCCGGGGCCCUGAGUCCGGCGUCUCGGAGAAGACGUCCGGCGCCAGCGCCCACGGCGGCAUGCUUGGGGCGGACGCCGGUGGCAACGCGUUCCCGUGGAGCAAUGCCAUGCUCCAGUGGCAGCGCACCGGCUUCCACUUCCAGCCCGAGAAGAACUGGAUGAACGACCCCAACGGUCCAGUGUACUACAAGGGGUGGUACCACCUCUUCUACCAGUACAACCCAGAUGGCGCCAUUUGGGGCAACAAGAUUGCGUGGGGUCAUGCCGCCUCUCGCGACCUUCUCCAUUGGCGCCACCUGCCCGUCGCAAUGUCCCCCGACCAGUGGUAUGACAUGAACGGCGUUUGGUCGGGCUCCGCCACUGUCCUUCCCGAUGGCCGCAUCGUCAUGCUCUACACCGGCUCCACCAACGCCUCUGUCCAGGUCCAGUGCCUUGCCUUCCCUAGUGACCCCUCUGAUCCCUUACUAAUCAACUGGACCAAGUAUGAGAACAAUCCGGUGAUGUACCCGCCACCGGGCGUCGGGGAGAAGGACUUCCGGGACCCGACCACUGCGUGGUUCGACGGUUCCGAUGACACAUGGCGGCUCGUUAUCGGCUCCAAGGAUGACCGCCAUGCUGGCAUGGUGAUGACCUACAAGACCAAGGAUUUCAUCGACUAUGAGCUUGUCCCCGGGUUGCUUCACCGUGUACCGGGGACGGGGAUGUGGGAGUGCAUCGACUUAUACCCGGUCGGCGGUGCAAGGGGCAUCGAUAUGACGGACGCGGUGGAGGCCGCGUACACAAAUGGGGGCGACGAUGUUUUGCAUGUGAUGAAGGAGAGCUCGGACGAUGACCGGCACGACUACUAUGCGCUCGGGCGAUACGAUGCGGCAAAGAACAUCUGGACCCCAUUGGACACCGACGCCGAUGUUGGCGUCGGGCUGAGGUAUGACUGGGGAAAGUUCUACGCGUCCAAAACCUUCUACGAUCCGGCAAAGAAGCGGCGUGUGCUCUGGGGGUGGGUCGGUGAAACCGACUCCGAGCGCGCCGACGUCGCCAAGGGAUGGGCCUCCCUCCAGUCAAUCCCUCGGACGGUGGUGCUGGACACCAAGACAGGAAGCAACCUUCUGCAGUGGCCGGUACAGGAGGUGGAGACGCUCCGGACCAACUCCACCGACCUCGGCCAGGUCACCAUCGACCACGGCUCGGUCUUCCCGCUCAGCCUUCACCGUGCAACCCAACUCGACAUUCAGGCCUCAUUUCACAUCGACUCGCUGGAUCUCGCCGCCGCCAAUGAGGCCGACAUCGGCUACAAUUGUAGCACUAGUGGCGGGGCGGCGGGCCGGGGCGCCCUCGGACCCUUCGGCUUCCUCGUGCUCGCCGAUGCCAGGCACCAUGGUGGGGACGCAGAGCGGACCGCCGUCUAUUUCUAUGUUUCGAGGGGCCUCGAUGGAGGCCUGCGCACACACUUUUGCCAUGACGAGACGCGCUCGUCUCGCGCCUAUGACAUUGUCAAGAGGGUCGUUGGCAACACUGUGCCGGUUCUCUCCGGUGAGGACCUGUCAGUGAGGGUGCUGGUGGACCACUCCAUCGUGGAGAGCUUUGCGAUGGACGGGAGGUCAACAGUGACGUCGCGGGUGUACCCGACCGAGGCGAUUUAUGCAAACGCCGGUGUUUACCUCUUCAACAACGCCACCGGCGCCCAGGUCACCGCAACCAGCCUCGUCGUCCACGAGAUGGACUCCUCCUACAACCAGGCCUACAUGGCCUCAAUGUAAAAUGAAAAUGGAAAGAUAAAUUUUUUGAUAGCAUAUGCAUAUAUGUGUAAUUACUUUUUUGAUUUUCUCCUCACUCCCCCUAUCUUGUGCUUUCUAGAGCGAAUGGAAGAUGCCAUGAUAUGCAAAGCUAGAGCUGUACAUGUACCACAUCAGUCAAAUUAAUUUCUACAGAGAUUUUGAUUU